AUGGGCAUCAGUGAUCACCCACACGUACACACCACCCAACAGCACCGACACGCCCCCCCGAGACCCCCAAGAACGGUUGACCCCAAGGCAGUCACAUUAUUCCAGGCCCCGAUUUACCAUCAACUCCCAUCCCGCUGCUUCCCACCUUACAUUCCACCACCACCGACCUUUACGCAGUACUCGCAUUCUCGCCCCUCCCGCCGCGCAACCACGAAUCUUUUGAUCCACGACGGCUGCUGUCGCGACCCUCGAUCCCUAUCUCGAUCAACGUCACAUCGCCCUCAUUUCCUCCAUUACGACUUGCACCAUCCUUUCCGAACGCCAGCGAACGAGUCCAACAGCCUCUCGCUCCGUGUGUUAGGCCCAUCAAACGCCGACUUUCCUGCCAUCGCCCGCUUCUUCCCAAAAACCUCUUCUUCACAUUACGCAAAAAUGGCUGCCCGAGGCCCCGGUGCUCCUGGUGCGCGCGGAAUGAACACGCGCUUUGCGCAGUUCAAGCUCGUCUUGCUAGGCGAAUCCGCUGUUGGAAAGAGCUCCAUCGUGUUGCGUUUCGUCAAGGUCAUUAACCUUGUGCCACUACAGGACCAGUUCGACUCCUACCGCGAAUCGACCAUCGGCGCCGCCUUCCUGACCCAGACCAUUUCUCUCGACGAAAACACCACAGUCAAGUUUGAGAUUUGGGAUACGGCCGGACAGGAGCGGUACAAGUCCCUUGCACCCAUGUACUACCGCAACGCAAACUGCGCUGUGGUAGUUUACGACAUUACCCAAUCUGCAUCCCUGGAUAAGGCAAAGGCGUGGGUCAAGGAAUUGCAGAGACAAGCCAACGAAAACAUCAUCAUCGCCCUCGCCGGCAACAAGCUGGAUUUGGUCACCGAGCAGCCCGAUAAGAGAGCGGUGUCCACGGCCGACGCCGAGGCGUAUGCGCGCGAGGCCGGACUCCUCUUCUUCGAGACAUCAGCCAAGACGGCCGAGAACGUCAAGGACCUCUUCACUGCUAUCGCCAAGAAGCUGCCGCUUGACCAGGCCGGCCCUAGGCACGCUCGGCCAGGCCAGCGACAGGGCGUUAGCCUUCAACCCGAGACUCCUGGCAGCAAUAGACUCACAUUCCAACAUCAUCAAUCAUCACAUAUCGAAAGAGCCCAAGGAAUACGGCGAAAGAUUGGCAUCACGUCCGAGGCGAGACAGGCUCCCCUUGGCAGACUGCGCGAGGGCACCCAUCAGUUCAGGCACCGCACCAAUACAAGCACGUACACGACGGCGUUUGGGCUGAAUGGGUUUGGGCUGAAGAAGAGCGUUGUCGCAAACCCCUACACCAAAGAAUGGGGACAGUCCUGGGAUAAGACGGUGUACGGGAACGGAUUCACUUUACUGGGGGAAGCAUCCUGCAGCAUUUUUCUGAUGUACAGUACGGAACACCUCCCACUGCAACUCCCCCUCGACAUCAUUCACCCCCAAUUACGCCCUGUCGGCCCAUUGCAUCCCCUCAUGUUGCGAACGUCGAUUCGAUCCGUGAGGGUGCUCGGCCACAGGCCUGCGGCGGCCGUCGUUGGCCGCCAAUGGCAGGCCGCUGCCGCCCGCCAGAGGAGGCAUUUCGCAGACGACAAGAAGCCCGCUGUCGACCCUUCCAAACCCGCCGUCCUGCCGGCAUCAGAGACCAUCACCUCAGAGAAGAGCGCCGUCCCCGAAAUUUCCGCCGUCGAGCCGACCAUCCCCAAGCAAGAGGUUCCUCUUACGCCCCCGACUCCCGAUCCCGCGGUCGUCGUUCCCAACCUCGAGGCUGCCGCUGCCGCUGCCGCUGCUCCUCCUCCGCCCGAGUCGCCCGCCGCUGCCGCGCCCAAGAAGAAGGGUUUCUUCCGCCGAUUGAGAAACCUCGUCUUGACCCUCGCCAUCCUCGGCGCCGUCGGCUUCGGAGGCGGUGUCUGGUACUCGCGCGUCAACGAUAACUUCCACGACUUCUUCACCGAAUAUAUUCCCUUUGGCGAGCAGGCCGUUCUCUACUUUGAGGAAGCAGACUUCCGCAAGCGAUUCCCCAACCUCUCGAACAAGAUCAAGGGAAGAGAUACCGGAAGCCAGGUCAAGAUCCCCGCCCAGAGCGGCGCGUCAUGGAGAGUAGCCGAUAACGGCGAGCCCGCUGGUCGUCAGUCGAGCGCUGUUGACAAGGCUGCUGCCAAGGUCGUCGCUGUCAAGGAGGAGGUGAGCAAGCCGGCCGAGAAGCCCAAGCCUGCGCCGGAGGCUCCCAAGGCCGCGCCUGAGCCCGCCAAGGAGACCAAGCCUGCUGCUGCUUCUGCGCCCAAGGAGGACUCGAACGGAUUCAAGGCCCCCGAGGUCAACGAGCCUUCGCGAUUCCCUCCCAUUGCCCCGAUCGACGCGCUGAAGAUUGAGGAUGCCACCGAGCCCGUCGUCCAGGACCUCGUUCGCAUGCUCAACGACAUCAUCACCGUUAUCAACGCUGACAAGGCCCACGGCCGCUACUCUCCGACCAUUGCCAAGGCCAAGGGCGAGUUGAGCAAGGUCGGAGGCAAGAUCAAGGCCAUCAAGUCUUCGGUCGAGGAGAAGGCUGCUUCCGAGGUUGAGGCAAAGGUCGCCGACUUUGACAAGGCCGCCAACGACCUGAUUGCCCGCGUCGAGUCCGCCAUGGUCGCCCAGGAGACCCAGUGGAGAAAGGAUUUCGAGGACGAGAUGAAGAAGGUCAAGGAUGCCUACAACGAGCGCGUCAAGCUUCUGCUGGAGCGCGAGAAGCAGCUUAACGAGGAGCGUCUCAACAACCAGCUUCUGGAGCAGGCGCUCGCCCUGAAGAAGGAGUUCGUUGCCGAGGUACAGGGCCACGUCGAGGCCGAGCGCGAGGGCCGCCUCGGCAAGCUCAACAACCUGUCGGCGGCUGUCCAGGACCUCGAGAAGCUGACGACGGGCUGGAACGAGGUUGUCGACACCAACCUGCGCACUCAGCAGCUCCACGUCGCUGUGGACGCCGUCCGCGCCAGCCUGGAGAACGCGACGACGCCCAAGCCGUUUACGCGCGAACUCGUUGCGCUCAAGGAGAUUGCGGCCGAAGACCCUGUCGUCAACGCGGCCAUUGCCUCGAUCAACCCGUCGGCCUACCAGCGCGGACUCUCCAACGCGGCACAGCUUAUCGACCGCUUCAGGAUAGUCGCCAACGAGGUGCGCAAGGCGUCCCUCCUGCCCGAGGAGGCCGGCGUCGCCAGCCACGCGUCGAGCUACCUCCUCAGCAAGGUCAUGUUCAAGAAGCAGGGCCUGGUCGGCGGCGAUGACGUUGAGAGCAUCCUCACCCGCACGCAGACGCUGUUGGAGGAGGGUAACCUGGAUGCUGCGGCCCGUGAGAUGAACGGUCUGCAGGGCUGGGCGAAGACGCUGAGCAGAGACUGGCUCGGUGAGGUGAGGAAGGUUCUUGAGGUCCAGCAGGCUCUUGAUGUCAUUGCGACAGAAGCGCGCCUGCAGAGUCUCAAGAAGAGUGAGAGUGAGCAAGAUAGCCUAGACCUCUGGUCUGUACCCAGAGCGCGGUUUGGCAUUUGCUUAGUUGAUUCAUUCGGGCCAUUACCCAACCUGAAAGGAAGCUUAUUAGGCUCUCCGACGCGCUGUCACAAGCCGGUGCCACGAGAGCCGUCCGGACUACCUUGUUCGGCGCAGACUUUUAAGGAAACGGGACGAGCGCCGAGCGCAGGGCCCCCGGACCACGCUCUCCCGGCUCGAGUCCCGAAGCGCCCACCCCCAGUGGAAGCCGCAUAUAAUCAGAAUGAACCCCCCACCGAAACCCGGGAGAGCUCUGGUAACCCCUCCAUCUCGAGCCCCGCUGUAAAGGACCUCCCCCCCAAAAAGAGAGGGAGCAUUCCCAACGUCCUUGAUGCAUCAUGCAUCCCGCCACGUAAUACGCCUCACGCGCAGCGCCAGCAGCAGAAGUUUCCUACUUUCCACAUUCUUGGGACGACGAAUGAUGGCUACCGCCGGGAGGACAGCGUUGUCUCCGAGGUCGGAGAUCGCGACAUCUCUGCCGCUUCAAGCUUGACUUCACAGAGCCACGCAGACGCCGUCGACGCGCUCAACACCCUCCAAACCCCCUUCGCCGUAAUCGAAGCCCGCCGCAAGGCGGGCAUCCGCCCCGACGAAGCCUCCGUCGCCGAAAUGCGAGCGUACCUCGCGCGCGUGGGCUACUCCGUCUCCGACCUCGACGGCCUCAACGUGAUCCACGUCGCGGGGACAAAGGGGAAGGGAAGCACCUGCGCCUUCACCGACUCCAUCCUCGCGCGGCACCGCGCCGCUUCGCCGAGGUCGAUACCGCGCAAGGUCGGGUUGUUGAUCUCGCCGCAUUUGAUCGCGGUGAGGGAGCGGAUACGGAUCAACGGCGUGCCGAUAUCCGAGGCGCUGUUUGCGCGGUAUUUCUUCGAGGUGUGGGAUCGGUUGGGGGAGGAGAAUGAGGUGCUGGGAGAGGUUGUUGCGGUGGGGACGAGGCCGAUAUAUUCGCGGUAUCUGACGCUGGUUAGUUUCCAUGCUUUCCUGAGCGAGGGGUGCGAUGUUGCUAUUUUGGAGACGGGGAUCGGAGGGGAGUAUGAUGCUACGAAUCUUGUGGGACGGCCUGUCGCGACGGGGAUUACGACGUUGGGGAUCGAUCACGUUUUCGCGCUGGGGGAUACGGUGGAGAAGAUUGCGUGGCACAAGGGCGGGAUUAUGAAGGCUGGGAGUAAGGGGUUCACUGUUGAGCAGGUUGCUGGGGCGGCGGGGGUGUUGGAGGAGCGGGCGAGGGAGAAGGGGGUCGAGAUGGAGGUUGUUGGCGUUGAUCCGCGGCUUGGGGGCGUCAAGAUCCGUCCUGAUGCGGUUUUCCAGAAGAGGAAUGCGAGUUUGGCGGUGCGGCUCGCGGAGACUGCGCUGGAGAGGGUCGAUCCCGAGUUCAGGAGGGACCCGGGGAGGUUGUCGGCGCCGUUUGUGGAGGGGUUGGAGGGGGUUGUUUGGAGGGGGCGGUGUGAGGUGAAGGAGGAGGGCGCCGUUGCGUGGUACGUUGACGGGGCGCAUACGACGGAUAGUCUGAGGAUGGCGGCGCGGUGGUAUGUGGACGAGAGUGCGCGCAGGGGGAAGAAGGGGCCGAGGGCGCUGGUGUUUAACCAGCAGGGUCGGACGGAGGCGAUUGACUUUUUGGAUGGCAUGUACGAGGCUAUCAAGAGGGUGGAUGGGAGGGCGUUUGAGAGCGUGGUGUUUUGUACGAACGUUACGUAUGCCCGGACUGGGUAUAAGCGAGACUUCGUCAACCACCAGUACGACGCCAAAGCCAUCGAGGCCAUGACGGUGCAGAGGCAGUUCGCGGAGCGCUGGUCCAAGCUGGAUCCCCACGCCGACGUGCGCGUGAUACCGACUAUCGAAGAGGCCUUGAACCACGUCCGGAGCGUCGGCGAGGGCCUGCCGGAGGGCGAGAGUGUACAGGCUCUUGUCACGGGGAGUUUGCAUCUUGUUGGUGGCGCGCUGGGCAUCCUGGAGGGCGCGGAUGCUUUGUAG
Messenger RNA from Colletotrichum lupini, 5502 nucleotides. Its product is annotated as mitofilin. The record is from RefSeq and is a predicted model, not a curated record. Gene Ontology annotation, biological process: tetrahydrofolylpolyglutamate biosynthetic process. Gene Ontology annotation, cellular component: mitochondrion; cytoplasm; cytosol. The transcript has 17 exons. Gene Ontology annotation, molecular function: GTPase activity; GTP binding; ATP binding. The coding region runs from base 1 to 5502 and encodes 1833 amino acids. NCBI's taxonomy places the organism in Eukaryota, Fungi, Ascomycota, Sordariomycetes, Glomerellales, Glomerellaceae.